Molecule: messenger RNA, 1911 nt
Organism: Phytophthora sojae
Lineage: Eukaryota; Oomycota; Peronosporomycetes; Peronosporales; Peronosporaceae
Exons: 4
Coding region: 1-1911 (636 amino acids)
Source: RefSeq, a predicted model, not a curated record
AUGGAAGUGUUCGUCAAGCUGGUGCACAAAGGAACCCGUACUCCGCUCAACGAUGACGAGCCAGCACUAAUCACAGUUCCAGCGGGCUCCUCGAAAGUUGGCCAUCUCAAAGAAGCUAUCCAUCGUCGAUGCUACCGCGCCGUGGGUCAUGUUGACGCGGACGCACUGAGAGUGUGCGACCCCGACGGUCUGGAGGGAGCGUACGUGGCCACACAUGUCCCGUUGAGCGCCAUUGACCCGGCCAAGAUCUACUUUGUGGAAGUUCCGCCCGUGUCCGAGGCAAAAAUCGGCGUUGCCCCACCUCCCGUUAUAUGGACUGUCCAGUUGGUCCACAAAGGAACCCGUUCGCCAUUCAACAAGAUUGGACCAGCCUCAAUCCUAGCGCCACCGGGCUACAAGACUGUCGGCCCUCUUCUAGCAAAAGUCCACGAGCAAUGUCAUCACACUUUCGUGGAUCAGUGGAACGAAAUGAAAUGGAACUCAGUUGAUAACGAGGCUCUGCAGUGGAUCGUUGGCCCCCCGGGCACGGGAAAGUCGUGUACAGCGUUGGCUUUCGCUUACGCGCUUAAUGCUUCGGUCUGGGACGUGCUGUGGAUGGAUUUUCGCCUCCAGACGCUUCUGCAACAAUUAGUGGACUCCUUGUCUUCCACCAGAAGCACGCUUGUAUUCCUAGUUGGAUACGCUGCGUCAGACCACGAGAUGGAAGAAGCCCGUCGAAUUUGCAAAAAGUGGCAUUGUUUCGACAAGGCGCUGCGUCGACUGAUUUACGUUUGCUCGAUGUCAAGCGUCAACAAAAAGUAUCGGAUGGAAUUAUACCCCGCGAUUUCAAGACGUACGCCAGACGUGGAAAUGGAGACGGAGGGGACCGAGUCAUCUGUCGUGCAACUAACAUCCAACCCCCCAAGCGGCGCGCCAGCCGAGCGACUGCUUACCGAAAUGUCGUAUGACCUGGAGUCAUGGAGGCUUGAAGAUUACCGAGAGGCGAUCAUGCAAAACGACGAGUUUUUCGAAAGUGUGAAGGACAUGUUUGACCCGUUCAGUGAGAUGGAUGAUCCGAUGCAGGGAAGAGCAAAGUUACUCGACGAGAAGUUCUCUAUGGCUUCUUUGGACAAAGCUAUUCGCGAACUGGCCUCGAAAUCUGAGCAUUUGAUAGGUGUUUUAGCGCGUGGUGCCAUCAACCGAUUGCGAGCAGAGUACCAUCACGCAGCCAAUCGAAAAGAGACUUGUUUCGUGAGCGAAUAUGUUGCGAGAAAAUUCGCAGCUCUACAUGGCCCGAAACUUCUUCAGCAAGUGGCGACAUUGUGUGACGUGAAUCCGGCUAUGGAUGGCUACUUGUUUGAAGCCUGGUUUUUCGCGUCACUAAAAGCGUGGGGUGUUAAGUGCUGCUACCUCCGAAAGUUUAUAAACAAAGACGGAGAGUUUGCGCGAGCCGAUACAACGUUUUUUGAUCCCAAGCAUGAGUCGAUCGCUGUUUCGCUUGAGAACGCGAUAUGGCUGGCACCGGUCAAGUGGAAUCAAGGUGGAUACGAUGCCGUGUUUAUUGACAAGGCCGAAUGCAUCGUGCGAUUCGUUCAAGUAACCCGUGCCCAGAAUCACAAAUUUGAUCCCGAUGACUUCAUCAAGCUUCUAGUCAAGCUCGCGAUGCACGCAGAUAUGAUGGGGGUCCAGUUAAAAGCGGUCGUGCUGUAUUUUGUCGUUCCGAUGGAGAGGUUGAAAACGUUCACCUGUCCGGUCAGCUCGCAAGAUUUCGGCACAUCCGUCAUCCAACAUACAUCGGUUGCUGGAUCGAUAGCAAAGGCAACUCGAAGUCACUCUUACGACAUGUUCCGGAAAUGCAAAUCGAAGGUGAAAGUCGUCGGAGUCAACUAUGGAAUGUCAAAACGCGCUCGUCAAAUGAUGGCUGAAAGCUAA